GCGGGGCCCGGGGGCUGUGCUCCCCCGCCCCUGCCGGGAGCGCGGGGAGGGGCGGGGCCGGGCGGGCGCGCUGGGCUCCCGCGCGUCCCCGGGGCGGUCACCUGGGCCGGGCGCGGCAGGUGCCCGGGCGACGACCUCGCUUGCAGCCUGCUAGGGCGCCGCGCGCCGUGUCGGCGGGUGGCCUCGGGGGUGGUGGCAGAGCCAGCCGCCUGUAUUCUGGAGGCGACUGCAUGAACUCCGUCUCCUGAGGAAGGUUCAGUUGGAAGAAAACACCCACUUCGUCCCACACUUGUGCAAGUGACUCGGAAUUGAAGGCAUCUUGGCUUCCAUUGUUGCUGAGGAGCCUGACGCCAUCCCACCCGAGUAGCCACCUGUCAGUGCGCUGGCUAGGACCUCCAGUAAUAGUCUUGAGUAGGAGUGGAGAGCAGACAUCACAUUGUUCCUGAUACUGGGGAAAAUGGCCACUUUUUCACUAAGCAUCAGAACUUACUUACAUGGCAUUUUGGUAUAGCAAAAUGAAAUGCAAGAAACCCAAAGUAACAUAAUUGAAGGCACUAAAACCGAAAUAAAAUAGGAAGAUCAUCAGUCAAACAGACAUACUGGAGAGGAUGGAAAACAAAGUGAAGCAGUGUUUUAUCAUGUGUGUUACAUCAGGUCAUCUUGAAAUUUAACUAAAAAUAUGACUGCUCUUUCUUCAGAGAACUGCUCUUUUCAGUACCAGUUAAAUCAAACAAACCAGCCCCUAGAUGUUAACUGUCUGCUAUUUUUGAUCAUACUUGGGAAAAUAUUAUUAAAUAUCUUCACACUAGGAAUGAGAAGAAAAAACACCUAUCAGAAUUUUAUGGAAUAUUUUUGCAUUUCACUAGGAUUUGUUGAUCUUUUACUUUUGGUAAACAUUUCCAUUAUAUCCUAUUUCAGGGAUUUUGUACUUUUGGGCAUUAGGUUUACUAAAUACCACAUCUGCCUAUUUACUCAAAUUAUUUCCUUUACUUAUGGCCUUUUGCAUUAUCCAGUUUUCCUGAUAGCUUGUAUAGAUUAUUACCUGAAUUUCUCUAAAACCACCAAGCUUUCAUUUAAGUGUCAAAAGUUAUUUUAUUUCUUUACGAUAAUUUUACUUUGGAUUUCAGUCCUUGCUUAUGUUUUGGGAGACCCAGCUAUCUACCAAAGCCUGAAGGCACAGAAUAUUCAUUCUUAUCAAUGUCCUUUCUAUGUUAGCAUUCAGAGUUACUGGCUGUCAUUUUCCAUGAUGAUGAUUCUAUUUGUGGCUUUUAUAAUCUCUUGGUCAGAAGUUAUUACCUUGGUACAGGCUAUUAGGAUAACUUCCUAUAUGAAUGAGACUAUCUUAUAUUUUCCUUUUUCAUCCCAAUCUAGUUAUAUGGUGAACUCUAAAAAAACAUUCUUGUCUAAGCUCAUUGUCUGUUUUCUUGGUACCUGGUUACCAUUUGUACUACUUCAGCUAAUUAUUCUUUUACUUAAAGUACAAAUUCCAGCAUAUAUUGAGAUGAAUAUUCCCUGGUUGUACUUUGUCAAUAGUUUCCUCAUAGCUACAGUUUAUUGGUUUAAUUGUCACAAGCUUAAUUUAAGAGACAUCGAGUUACCUGUGGAUCCAUUUGUCAACUGGAAGUGCUGCUUCAUUCCAUUUAUAAUUCCUAAUCUUGGGCAAAUUGAAAAGCCCAUAUCAAUAUUAGUUUGUUAAUAUGUUGUCAUAUUAAAACUAAUUAAAACAACUA
Molecule: messenger RNA, 1730 nt
Organism: Lemur catta (Ring-tailed lemur)
Lineage: Eukaryota; Metazoa; Chordata; Mammalia; Primates; Lemuridae
Gene: GPR160
Product: G protein-coupled receptor 160
Exons: 6
Coding region: 680-1696 (338 amino acids)
Cellular component (GO): plasma membrane; signaling receptor complex
Source: RefSeq, a predicted model, not a curated record